This is a messenger RNA of Pelodiscus sinensis (Chinese soft-shelled turtle), 11177 nucleotides long. NCBI's taxonomy places the organism in Eukaryota, Metazoa, Chordata, Testudines, Trionychidae. The record is from RefSeq and is a predicted model, not a curated record.
GCGAAAACAGACCCCCCCUGUACUGCAGGGAAAGGGUGUAUGAAACAGAGAUCCCAUUCCCCACGCACAGUGACUCAGAAAGGUGAUUAGAGAGGAGACCAGCUUUAUUUUGCAGCCGGAGCCUGUGAGAGGGAGGGAAUCCUGGCUCUCUGACAUCCGAAGGGCCGACGUCAUGCAAGUCUGCUUUUCAUUUACAGUUUGGGUCACUUCGAGAUGAUCCAGUCGGGCGCCACAUCCUCCACCAAAGGCAGCGUUUUCGGAGGCUCCUCGCUGGAAAAAAACCCUGCCAGGGGAUAUUUACCAUUCGCAGCCCCACGCUCGCUGUGGAGAAUAAGCACACGCCAGGAAGGGGAGAGAGAACAGCCAGGAGAAGAGAUGAGUCCAAUCUGCAAAUAAUUUGGUGUAAAAAGGUCUGGGACUAAAUAAUUCUUCACAUCUCUCUGGGGGCACACGUUGGGUGCUUUGAAAAACAAAACGAACAAAACGAUGAGGAAACAUCGACAUUUGCCCCUCGCGGCAAUCUUUUGCCUCGUGCUCUCAGGCUGUAUGGUUGAUGCUCAGCAGCAGGAAGAUGACAAAAUCGUUGCCGCUGCCGAUAUAAUAUUUCUAGUGGAUUCCUCUUGGAGCAUUGGAAAGGAACAUUUCCAACUUGUUCGAGAGUUUCUGUUUGAUGUUGUAAAAUCUUUAGCUGUGGGAGGAAACGAUUUUCGUUUUGCCCUGGUCCAGUUCAGCGGAAACCCACACACAGAAUUCCAGUUAAAUACGUAUCACUCUGCCCACGAUAUCCUGUCCCAUAUUUCGAACAUGUCUUAUCUGGGGGGAGGCCCCAAGACUGGAAAAGGAAUAGACUACCUAAUUCAGAACCAUCUCACUAAAGCUGCUGGAAGCAGAGCGGCCGAUGGCAUCCCUCAGAUUAUUAUAGUGUUAACGGACGGACAAACCCAGCAUGAUAUCGCUCUGCCAUCAUCUGUCCAUAAGUCUGCAGAUGUAAACUUGUUUGCAAUUGGAGUGCAGGAUGCAGAGGAAGGGGAGUUAAAGGAAGUAGCGAGUGAACCCUCCGAUACGCACCUUUUCAACAUAGCGAAUUUUACUGCUCUCCGCGCCAUAGUAGGAGACUUAGUGGCAAGUGUUCGUACGUCUAUGACUCCAGAAAUGCCUGGAGCAAAAGAAGUGAUUAAAGACGUCACAGCGCAAGAAUCUGCUGACCUUAUUUUCCUUAUUGACGGAUCAAACAACAUCGGAAGUGUCCAUUUCCCAGCCAUACGCGAUUUCCUUGUAAAUUUCAUUGAGAGACUCUCUGUUGGAACUCAGCAGAUACGCAUUGGGGUGGUGCAAUAUAGCGAUCAACCCAGAACUGAGUUCUCUUUGAACCGCUACUCCACCAAAGCUGAUGUGUUGAAUGCCGUGAAGGCACUUAGGUUCCUGGGUGGCGAGGAAGCUAACAUUGGUGCAGCACUCGAAUCUGUGCUGGAGAACCACUUCACCCGGGCAGGAGGAAGCAGAGUAGAGGAAGGUGUGCCUCAGGUCUUAGUGCUGAUAAGUGGUGGAGAGUCUAGUGAUGAUAUCAGAGAGGCGGUGUUAGCGGUGAAGCAAGCUAGUAUAUUUUCAUUUAGCAUUGGGGUCCUGAAGGCUGACAAUGCAGAACUUCAGCAAAUUGCUACUGACGGAAGCUUCGCCUUUUCUGCCCUGGAUAUCCGUAACCUUGCUGAUCUUCAAGAACUCUUACUGCCAAACAUUGUUGGAGUGGCCCAAAGACUCAUUUUGUUAAAUCCCCCAACCCUUGUAACAGAAGUUGUUGAUGUGAACAAGAAGGACGUAGUCUUCCUGGUAGAUGGUACAACUGCACUGGGAUCUACCCAGUUUAAUCAGAUCCGUGAUUUCAUUGCCAAAAUCAUCCAAAGGCUGGAAAUUGGACCAGAUCUUAUCCAAAUAGCUGUGGCACAAUAUGCAGAUACGGUAAAGUCAGAGUUCAAUUUCCGUGCCAGUCAAAAUAAAAAAGAUAUCAUCGCUGCUGUGAGGAAGAUGAAGUUAAUGGGGGGUACGGCCCUCAAUACUGGCUCGGCGUUGGACUUUGUUAGGAGAAACUUCUUCACCAGUUCUGCUGGGUACAGGAGCGAUGAAGGCGUUCUGCCCAUGCUGGUGCUCAUUACUGGUGGUAGGUCCACAGAUGAUGUUACCCAGGUAGCAUCAGAGAUGAAAAGGAAUGGUAUUGUGGCUCUCACCGUCGGUGGCAGGGAUGCCGAUCAGGGGGGACUACAACAAGCCAUUGCCCAUGAACCAAACUUCGCUUUCACUACAACUGAAUUCCGAGCCCCGCUUCUGCAAGGCAUUCUCCCUGAAGUGCUGACUCCUAUCAAAACAUUCUCUGGAGUAGUUAUUCAAGAAAUACCAUCAGUGCAAGGCAAAAGGGAUAUCAUCUUUCUUUUGGAUGGAUCACUCAACGUUGGAAAUACCAACUUCCCAAUUGUGCGGGACUUUGUUAUGAACCUAGUUAACGGCCUUGAUGUUGGAUAUGACAAUGUACGCGUUGGCCUAGUGCAGUUUAGUGACACUCCUACAACUGAAUUCUCUUUGAAUUCCUUCCCAAGCAAGGCUGAGAUCAUUGCUCGCUUGAGGCAGCUGUUCCUUAGAGGGGGGUCUGUUCUGAAUACGGGCGCUGCACUAAACUUUGUCCUUACGAAUCACUUCGUUGAAACUGGUGGGAGCAGAAUAGAUGAACAAGUUCCACAGAUCUUGGUCCUGCUUCUAGCAGGACCAUCUGCUGAUGCAUUCACACAGGCGUCCAAUGAAUUAGCUCGGGCCGGAGUGCUGACGUUUUGUGUUGGCGUUAGGAAUGCUGAUAAGGCAGAACUUCAGCAGAUGGCAUUUAGUCCAGCAAUGGUUUAUUUUGUGGAUGAUUUCAGUUCCCUGACAGCUUUACCACAGGAGUUAAUUAAGCCUUUAACAACAUAUUCUAGUGGAGGUGUGGAGGAAGUUCCAAUUCCCCCUUCAGAGCGCAAGCAAGAUGUUUUAUUCAUGAUUGAUGGCUCAGCCAACCUAUUGGGGCAGUUCCCUCUUGUCCGGGACUUCGUGCACAAAGUCAUUGCUACUCUCAACGUGAAGCUGGAUACCGUCCGAGUCUCUGUGGCUCAGUACAGUGACAAUGUGCAAGUGGAAUUCACCUUUAAUGAAUUCCCAUCCAAGCAGGAAAUGCUGCAGAAAGUGAAACGAAUGAAGUUAAAAACUGGGAAACAACUGAAUAUUGGUGCUGCACUGGAUUAUGCCCUGAGGAAUCUGUUUGUGCCGGGAGCUGGAAGUAGGAUUGAAGAAGGCGUUCCUCAGUUCUUAAUUCUGUUUUCUGCUGGGAGAUCUUCUGAUGAUGUGGAGCAAGCAGCAGAAGCCCUUAAAAGACUUGGAGUUGUCACUUUCAUUAUUACAGCCAAGACUGCUGAUCCCAGAGAACUCGAAACUAUUGUUUAUGGUCCACAGUUUAUUCUAAAUGUCGAGUCCAUUCCUAAAAUCGGAGACUUAGAACCAAACCUAGUGAACCUAUUGACAACCAUAGAAAUUCAGACAGUAGUGCCUCCCACAACAGCUGAUGAAGGUGAGAAGAAGGACGUGGUGUUUCUGAUUGAUGGCUCAGAUGGUGCCAGAAGUGGUUUCCCUGCACUGAAGGCCUUUGUGCAAAGCGUGGUGGAGAGCCUGGAUGUCAGCCCCGACAGGGUCCGUGUUGCCGUGUUACAAUUCAGUAGCGUCGUACAACCAGCGUUCCUUCUUAACACCUACUCUGACAAAGCAGAUGUGAUCAGAGCUAUCCAGGACCUGACCAUUAUGGGAGGGUCUCCACUAAAUAUGGGCACGGCCCUGGACUAUGUCACAAACAAUGUGUUUGUUGGCUCCUUCGGCAGCAGGAUAGCUGAAGAUGUCCCUCAGCUGUUGAUUCUGUUGACAACUGGCAAAUCAAGGGACGACGUGCGGAGGCCCGCGACAGCCCUGAAGACGGGUGGCAUGGUGCCCUUCGGCAUCGGAGUUGGAAAUGCCGACGUCACGGAGCUGCAGACCAUCUCUUUCACACCAGAGUUUGUUGUUGCCAUCCCUGACUUCAAUCAACUGGACACCGUACAGCAGAGCAUCUCAGAUCGAAUCAUUCGGCUCACCCGGGAAGAAAUCGAUAGGCAGCCCCCGUACGUGGAGCCGCCUACACUCAGACCAGAGAAAGAAAAGAAGGACGUUGUGUUUCUCAUUGAUGGCUCCCAGUACGCUACCGCAGAGUUCAGUUCCAUCCGCAGUAUGAUCGAGCGGCUAGUGAACUCCCUGGACGUGGGUAUCGAUGCCACCCGGGUUGCUGUGAUCCAGUUCAGCGACGAUGUCAAGAUUGAGUUUCUCCUCAACACUCACUCCAGCAAAGAAGAAGUGCUGAGCGCCGUGAGGAGGUUACGGCCCAAAUUUGGCUCGCGGGUUAACGUCGGCGCCGCCCUGGAGUAUGUGUCGAAGAACAUCUUCACGCGACCCUCUGGCAGCCGCAUAGAGGAAGGGGUCCCUCAGUUUUUAAUUUUGCUCUAUUCCCGCCAGUCUGCAGAUGACAUAGAUGACCCUGCCCUCCAAAUUAAAAAAGCUGGGAUAGCACCUCUGACUAUCGCAAAGAAUGUGGAUCCUGCAGAGCUGGGAAAGAUUUCUCUGAGUCCUGAGUACCUGUUUCAAGUGAGAACCUUCCAGGAACUGCCUGGCCUCGACACAAAGCUGCUGACGCCUAUUAGAACGCUGACUUCAGAACAGAUACAAAGGCUCCUGGGAGACGUAGUCACUCCAGAGUUGGAGGGCGACGAGCUGGACAUCGUCUUCCUCAUCGACAGCUCUGACAGCGUCAGGACCGACGGCCUGGCUCACAUCCGGGAUUUCAUCAUCAGACUCGUUCAGCAGCUGGACGUGAGGCCCAACAAAGCCAGAGUCGGCGUGGCCCAGUUCAGCAACACCGUGUUCCCGGAGUUCCUUCUAAAAAUGCACAAGACCAAAGAGGCGGUGGUGCAAGCUGUACGCCGCCUGCGGCUCAAAGGAGGGACCCCGCUGAAUGUGGGGAAAGCGCUGGACUAUGUUGUCAAGAAUUACUUUAUUAAGUCUGCAGGGAGCAGGAUAGAAGAAAAGGUCCCCCAGCAUUUAGUCCUCCUCCUUGGAGGGAGGUCCCAGGACGAUGUGACGAGAUCUUCUGCCUUGAUUGAAUCUACUGGGGUUAAAACCACAGGCGUAGGAGCAAAGAAUGCAGAUAGAACACAGAUGCAGAUCAUUACCAAAGAUCCUACAGUCACAUACAUCAUCAGAGACUUUACGGCACUCCCAACCAUUGAAAAGAAGGUUUUCGGGUCCCUUGUAGAUUCUGAAGAGCCUACAUCUCCACCUCCUCCGGUCCCAGUUCCUACUGGUAAAAGGGAAGCCGACAUCGUGUUUUUGCUGGACAGUUCCAUCAAUUUAGGGAGAGAGAACUUCCAACAGGUUAUCCAGUUUGUGUAUUCCAUAAUCGACGCGCUCUACUCAGAGGAGAAAUCCAUUCAGGUAGGAUUGGCCCAGUACAACUCUGAUGUGACGGAUGAAUUUUUCCUCAAGGACUAUACCACCAAAGACCAGAUCUUAAAUGCUAUCAACAGAGUGGCUUAUAAAGGAGGCAGGGUGGCUAACACGGACGAAGGCCUCAAGCACAUCCAGACAAGGCACUUUGUGAAAGAGGCUGGCAGCAGGGUGGAGGAGAAAGUCCCUCAGAUCGCGUUUAUCGUGACGGGGGGCCGGCCUUCGGAGGAAGGAAAGGCGGCAGCGUUGGCCCUGACAGGCUCAGGUGUCAAGGUGUUUGCCGUGGGGGUGAAAAACGUCGAUCUGGACGAUUUGAGCAAGCUGUCCUCCGACAGCGCCACGGCUUUCCGAGUGGCCACGGCCCCGGAACUGUCAGAACUGAAUGAGCAAGUGUUGAUCACUCUCGACGCUGUUAUGGAAGAGCAGCUAUGUCCGGGAGUAGUUGACACAAGAGAAUGCAACGUGGAUGUGAUCCUUGGGUUUGACGUCUCGGAUGUUGUAUCUGGGCAAAAUAUAUUUAAUUCUCAGAAAGCCUUGGAGUCCAAGGUAAAGAGCAUUCUGAACAGAAUUUCCCAGAUGCAAAGGAUCAGCUGUACUGGCACCCAGCAGCCAACGGUGCGAGUGGCUGUCAUGGCGCAGACGCCAACUGGGGUCAUUGAAGCAUUUGACUUUUCUGAGUACCAGUCCGAAUUGUUUGAGAAAUUCCAAGGCAUGAGCAACCGAGGCCCAUAUGUUCUCACACCAGAGACACUGAGAUCUUACCAGAACAAAUUCAAAACAGCUCCUACGGACAGCGUGAAAGUGGUAAUUCACUUAACCGAUGGUGCCGACGGUAGGAUGGCUCAGCUGGAGGAUGAAUCGGACGCACUGCGAAAACAAGGUGUGAAGGCUCUCAUGUUUGUGGCGCUGGAGAGAACACCAAAAUUUGAGGAGCUGAUGCAGUUAGAGUUUGGCCGCGGGUUCACAUACAACAGGCCUCUCGGAGUCAAUCUGCAGGAUUUAGAUUUCGAACUGGCAGAACAACUUGACGGCGUCGCGGAGAAAGCCUGUUGCCAAGUGGCGUGCAAGUGUUCUGGACAACGAGGAGAUAGAGGAGCGCCUGGGACCAUUGGACCAAAGGGCGUCCCAGGUGAGAACGGCUACCGAGGCUAUCCAGGCGAUGAAGGUGGACCUGGCGAACGAGGUCCUCCUGGUGUCAACGGGACUCAAGGAUUCCAAGGGUGUCCUGGUCAGCGAGGAGUCAAGGGCUUCCGUGGAAUCUCAGGAGAAAAGGGCGAGAAGGGAGAAUCGGGCCUGGACGGCAUAGAUGGAGAAGAAGGGGACAGAGGCCUCCCAGGCUCUUCCGGGGAGCGAGGAAGUGCUGGCAGACGGGGCAACAAAGGCGUUAAAGGAGCCGAAGGCGAACGAGGUGACCGAGGACUGCGAGGCGAUCCGGGUGAGACAGGCAUCGAUAACACACAACGAGGACCCAGGGGUCCAAAGGGUGAAAUUGGACCAAUGGGAGAACCAGGAUCAGAUGGGGCAGCGGGUUCCCCUGGUGCAGUUGGAAAACCUGGUAGUCUCGGCAGAAGAGGGCCCCCAGGACCCAAAGGUACCAAAGCGGCUCCGGGUCAGCAAGGAAUCGUGGGAGAGCAGGGUACACGAGGGCCACAGGGUCCUCCUGGCCAGAUUGGCCCUCCAGGCCUGAGAGGAGAGCACCUCCUUGAGGGACCCCGAGGAGGUGGUGGUGCUGCCGGACCACCCGGCGAUCGGGGAAGGAUCGGUCCCUUGGGACGAAAGGGGGAACCCGGUGAUUUUGGAACGAAAGGCCAGCCCGGGUUGCCAGGGCCACGAGGCGAGACGGGAGAAGAUGGGCGAGAUGGAGUUGGCAGGCCAGGAGCUAAAGGCAAAAGAGGCGAAACAGGCUUCCCAGGAUACCCAGGGCCAAAGGGUACAGCUGGAGUUCGAGGUGGCCCUGGAGGUGCUGGCCCUAAAGGAAACAGAGGCCGCAGGGGGAAUUCAGGAGCACCUGGGACACCCGGUCAGAUAGGAGAGCUUGGCUACCCAGGAUCACCUGGGCUUAAGGGCGACAGAGGAGAAUCCAGAGAUCAAUGUGCCCUUGUCCGGAGCAUCAAAGAUAAAUGCCCUUGCUGCUAUGGUCCCAAGGAGUGCCCGGUGUUCCCAACGGAGCUGGUGUUUGCCAUAGACACCUCCUCCGGUGUCACUAAUGACAUUUUCAACCGCAUGAAGCAGACAGUGCUGAGAGUGGUGAACAAUCUCACCAUCGCUGAGAGCAACUGCCCGCGGGGGGCCCGGGUGGCCGUUGUGACCUACAACAGCGACAUCACCACGGAGUUCCGUUUCGCGGAAUCCAGGAAGAAAUCCAACCUCCUGGAGCGGCUCCAGAACCUCCAAAUCCCUCAGACCACCAAGCAGCGCAGCCUGGAGACGGCCAUGUCCUUCAUCGCCAGGAAUACCUUCAAGCGGGCACGCAGCGGCUUCCUGAUGAGGAAGGUGGCCGUGUUCUUCAGCAACGGACCGACGAGGGCCUCCUCCCAGCUGAACGAGGCCGUGCUGAAGCUGUACGAUGCUGGAGUCACGCCGGUGUUCCUGACUAACCGAGAGGACCGAACUCUCAUAAACGCACUGCAGAUGAACAACACUGCAGUGGGACAUGCUAUUGUCCUGCCGGCCGCUGCAGCUCAGAUUAAUCAAACCAUCAAGAGACUCCUGACAUGUCACAUUUGUCUGGACGUAUGCGAUCCCGAUGAAACCUGCGGCGCUAUUGGUAUCCCCCAAAGGUCGUUCACCAGGGACAGGCGGGCAGUCCCCACAGACGUAGACAUUGACAUGGCUUUCCUCCUGGACAGCUCUGAGAGCACCACUCCGCUGCAGUUCAACGAGAUGAAGAAAUACAUUUCCUACAUAGUGAAUCAGCUGGAGAUCAGCUCCCAUCCAACGUCUUCCCAGCACCACGCCAGAGUUGCUGUUCUCCAACACGCUCCGUACGAACACAAAAGCAAGUCAAGCGCCUUGCCAGUAAAAGUAGAGUUCUCCCUAACAGAGUACGGGUCCAAGGAGAAGAUGAUGGACUUCCUUCAGAACCACAUGACCCAGCUGUACGGCACAAGGGCUCUGGGAAGUGCAAUUGAAUACACGGCAGCGCAUGUGUUUGAAAGCGUGCCCAACCCACGGGAUCUGAAAGUCCUCAUUUUGAUGAUGACCGGAGAAGUGAGCACACAGGAACUGGAGCACCUUCAAAGAGUUAUCAUCAGUGCCAAGUGUAAAGGGUACUUCUUUGUUGUGCUCGGCAUCGGCAAGAAAGUGAACGUCAAGCAUAUCUACACCUUGGCUAGCGAGCCCAACGACGUGUUCUUCAAAUUGGUCGAGAAGCCCUCGGAGCUGCAUGAGGAGGUCUUGCUGCGCUUUGGGAAACUGUUACCAUCCUUUAUCAGCAGUGAAAACACUUUUUACCUGUCUCCGGACAUAAGGAAACAAUGCGAUUGGUUCCAUAGAGAUCAGGCAGCAAAGAGUUCUUCUGCAUUUGGCCAAAACACAUUAUAUGUUGCAAAUAAUGUGACUACAAGUGCCCGCACAACUACAACCGCAAGCACAACCACCAGUGCUCGCAGAACUACGACCGCAAGCACAACCACCAGUGCCCGCAGAACUACGACCACAAUGACCAGUGCCCGCACAACUACAACUGCAAGCACAACUACAAAGGCCCAUGCAACUGCAGCUGCGAGCACCACUACAAAGGCCCGUGCAACUGCAGCUGCAAACACAACUACAAAGGCCCGUGCAACUGCAGCUGUGAGCACCACUACAAAGGUCCAUGCAACUGCAGCUGCAAACACAACGACCAGUGCCCGCACAACUACAACUGCAAGCACAACUACAAAGGCCCGUGCAACUGCAGCUGCAAACACAACUACAAAGGCCCGUGCAACUGCAGCUGUGAGCACCACUACAAAGGUCCAUGCAACUGCAGCUGCAAACACAACGACCAGUGCCCGCACAACUACAACUGCAAGCACAAUGACCAGUGCAAGUACAGCUGCUAAAGAAAAACCAGCCGUUAAAGCGGAGAGUGAAAUCCAGAUCACCGACAUCACCGAGAACAGCGCUAAACUACGCUGGGUGAACCCAGGGCCCCUGCCCCUCGACUUCUUUGACAUCACCCUCACCUCAGCACACGACCACUCUCUAGUCCUGAAGCUAAACUUAACCAGCACUGAACGGGUCAUUGGCGGCCUCAGAAGUGGGCAGAAAUAUCACGUCACAAUUACGGGGUACCACAAAUCCCAAGCCAAAGCAACCUUCACGGGAACAUUCAGCACAAAAAGUGUGCCAGCACCCAAGGCACCCGCAGUAGCCACUGCCAACCUGAUGGUGAAUACCGAGCCGUUGGAACAGCCAGAGAUGGAUUUGACAGACCCUUGCUUGCUGGAUUUUGACAUGGGCACCCAGUGCAAGGAGUAUCAGGUUAUGUGGUUCUUUGACUACAAAAACAAGAUCUGCACCCAGAUUUGGUAUGGUGGGUGUGGCGGUAACGCCAAUAGAUUUGAGACAGAAGCUGAGUGCAUAAGCAGAUGCGGGAAGCCAGCAGCUGAGAGAGUCAUGCAGCAAAUGACCCUUGAGAAAAGAGUAUUGGCAGUCACCGAUAUCUGUAGGUUGCAGAAGGAGGGAGGAACCUGCAGGGAUUUCGUGCUCAACUGGUACUACGACCCAAGUACCAAGAGCUGUGCCAGAUUCUGGUAUGGUGGCUGCGGUGGAAAUGAAAACAGAUUUAGCACACAGAAAGAAUGUGAAAAUGUUUGCAUUCCUGCUGACAUUAAUCCUGGGGUUGUCACGACAAUAGGAACCUAAAGACAGCAAAAGAUCAACACAUACCUCUAAGAGAACCGGGAAUCAGCCAUUGCCAACCUACCCCUUUAGAAGCUAAGGGUACACUACCUUGCACUGUUCUAUUUCAUGCUUUCAAUUCCAAGCAAACCUUGAAGAGAGCGUUUUGCUGCAUGACCUAUCAAUAUGGUGCUAAACUGUUUGUGGACUGAGUACUCCAUGUGUCCGGGUAAUAGUAUAUACCUUCCACAUUAUGUCAUAGUUAUCCACUACAGAUUACUUUGUUUGAACAUGUCUGCAAACUACCGUUUCCUUCCGAUUCUGGCAUUCUGCCUGGUUAAGGCAAUGUAAAAUCUAGACAAUAAGAGACAAAAUAAUUUCACUGCAACUGUUAUGUACUUGCUUGUAUCAUUUUCCUAACUGAGCAUAACUUUAGAUGGAAAGCCUACGUGUAAAGGAGUAGUUAAUUCUGACAAACAGGCAGUUCAGUUUUUCAUUCUGUUUUUUUCUCUUGCUGGAUUCGACUUCAAACUGAUUCUCUUUUAUGUGUUUGUGGCAUAUGUGAUCAAUCAAACCAGUAAAGAAAAAAAGCAAGAUUUCUGAAUACAGAUGCACUGUUGGGACCAACGACUCAGUCAAAGAAUUUUUAAAUCAUGGUGUAGAAUGUUUUUGGCAUUCCUCUAACGUUGUGUGUUUAUCUUUUUUUGUUUGUCUGCAGGGCUGGGGGUUUUGUUUGUAUUGUGGUUUUUUGUUUUUAGGAAAUCUAUACAAAAGAACUUUUAAAUAAAGUCUACUGGAGGUUUUGAAAGUCU